AUGGAGAAUGCUUUUCUUUAUACGCCCGCGGAAGCGCUGAAACACUUCAAUGUCGCGGAGCACACCGGAUUGUCCCAGGACGCCGUGCUGAGCUCCAGGAAGAGGCAUGGUCCCAACGCCAUCGAGGAAGAACCUCCGACGCCGUUGUGGGAAUUGAUCCUGGAACAAUUUAAGGACCAGCUGGUCCUCAUUCUCCUGGGAUCUGCCGCUGUGUCAUUCGUGUUGGCUCUCUUUGAAGAAGGCGAGGGCUGGACCGCCUUCGUGGACCCCGUUGUAAUCCUGACCAUCCUGAUCCUCAAUGCGGUGGUGGGUGUCACGCAGGAAAGCAGCGCCGAGAAGGCCAUUGCGGCGCUCCAGGAAUACUCGGCCAACGAGGCAAAGGUGGUCCGGGAUGGCAAAGCGAAACGCGUCAAGGCCGAGGAUCUGGUGCCCGGAGACGUGAUCCAGAUCGCCGUGGGUGACCGUGUUCCUGCCGACUGCCGUCUGCUCGCCAUCCACAGUAACAGCUUCCGUGUCGACCAGGCGAUCCUGACGGGCGAGAGUGAAAGCGUUAGCAAGGAUACCCGGGUUGUCAAUGAUAAAAUGGCUGUCAAGCAGGACCAGAUCAACAUGCUCUUCUCCGGCACUACUGUCGUCAAUGGCCACGCCACCGCUCUGGUCGCCCUGACCGGUGCGUCGACCGCGAUUGGUGACAUUCAUGAGAGCAUCACCUCCCAGAUCUCGGAGCCAACUCCGCUGAAGCAGAAACUGAACGACUUCGGUGACAUGCUGGCCAAGGUGAUUACAGUUAUCUGCAUUCUGGUAUGGCUCAUCAACAUCGAGCACUUCAAUGACCCUGCGUUCGGUGGCUGGGCCAAGGGGGCGAUCUACUACCUCAAGAUCGCUGUCUCUCUUGGCGUGGCAGCCAUUCCGGAAGGUCUCGCCGUGGUGAUCACUUCGUGCCUGGCUUUGGGAACUCGCAAGAUGGCCCAGAAGAAUGCCGUAGUACGGUCUCUCCCCUCCGUGGAAACUCUGGGUAGCUGCAGCGUCAUCUGUUCCGACAAGACGGGCACCUUGACCACGAACCAGAUGAGCGUGGAGAAGAUUGUCUACUUGUCCGAGUCCGGUCGUGGUCUGGAGGAGAUUGACAUCGAGGGCACCACUUUUGCUCCCGAAGGCAAGCUCUCGCGCGACGGCAAAGUUGUGGAAAACCUGGCUGUGUCGUCCUCGACAGUGGAUCAGUUGGCGCAGGUCAUUGCGCGCUGUAACGCUGCAACUCUCUCUCACGACGCUAAAAGCGGCGUGUUCUCCAGCAUCGGUGAGCCGACUGAGGGUGCUCUGCGCGCUUUGGUCGAGAAGAUUGGUACCAACGACGUUGGCGUGAACCAGAAAUUGUUCCGUCUCCCCGCGUCGGAGAGACUUCACGUGGCUAGCGCUCACUACGAGUCCCGUCUGCCACUCAAGGCUACCUACGAAUUCUCACGCGAUCGCAAGAGCAUGUCUGUCCUCGUGGGCGAGGGCUUGCAGCAGAAGCUACUGGUCAAGGGUGCUCCCGAGUCCAUUCUGGAGCGCUGCUCUCACAUCCUGCAAGGCUCUAACGGUUCCCGCAUCCCCCUGACCAAAAGUCACGCGAAGCUGCUCUCCCAGGAAGUUGUCGAAUACGGUAACCGAGGACUGCGCGUGAUGGCCAUGGCGAGUGUCGACAAUGUUUCCGGAAACCCGCUUCUGAAGAACGCUACCUCGUCCGAGGACUAUGAGAAGCUUGAGCAGAACAUGACCCUCAUUGGUCUCGUUGGCAUGCUGGACCCCCCUCGUGUCGAGGUGGCCGAGUCCAUCAGGAAAUGCCAUGCUGCCGGCAUUCGCGUUAUCGUGAUCACAGGUGAUAAUCCCAACACUGCGGAGUCCAUCUGUCGCCAGAUCGGCGUGUUCGGUGCCGACGAGGAUCUCACCGGCAAGAGCUUCACAGGCCGCGAGUUCGACAGCCUCAGCGAGACCGAGAAGAUGAAAGCCGUCCAGACCGCUUCGCUCUUCUCCCGUACCGAGCCCAGCCACAAGUCUAAGCUGGUGGAUAUCCUUCAAUCCAUGAACCACGUCGUCGCCAUGACCGGUGACGGUGUCAACGACGCCCCGGCCCUGAAGAAGUCUGAUAUCGGUGUCGCCAUGGGCACGGGAACGGACGUGGCCAAAUUGGCGGCGGAUAUGGUUCUGGCCGAUGACAACUUUGCGACCAUCACUGUGGCCGUUGAGGAAGGUCGCUCUAUCUACAGCAACACUCAGCAGUUCAUCCGGUACCUGAUCUCGUCGAAUAUCGGUGAGGUCGUCUCGAUUUUCCUGACCGCCGCCCUGGGCAUGCCCGAGGCUCUGAUCCCCGUGCAACUCUUGUGGGUGAACUUGGUUACAGACGGUCUACCGGCCACGGCCCUAUCCUUCAACCCUCCUGACCACGAUGUGAUGCGCCGCCCUCCACGUCGGCGCGACGAGCCCCUUGUCGGUGGCUGGCUCCUGUUCCGGUAUAUGGUCGUUGGUACAUACGUUGGUGUUGCCACUGUGUUUGGUUACGUGUGGUGGUUCGUGUAUAAUCCCGAAGGCCCGCAGAUUACCAUGUGGCAGCUGUCGCACUUCCACAAGUGCUCCUCGCAAUUCCCCGAGAUCGGCUGUGAGAUGUUCAGCAACGAUAUGGCCAAGUCCGCAUCCACAGUGUCACUCUCCAUCCUGGUGGUGAUCGAGAUGCUGAACGCCAUGAACGCCCUGUCCUCCAGCGAGUCCUUGUUUACUUUCUUCCUGGGCAACAAUCCGAUGCUCGUAUACGCCAUCACCCUCUCGAUGGCCCUGCAUUUCGCCAUCCUCUACAUUCCCUUCCUCCAGAACUUGUUCUCGAUCCUGCCUCUCGGUGUGAUCGAAUGGGAAGCCGUGCUGGCGAUUAGUGCGCCUGUGAUUUUGAUUGAUGAGGCUCUUAAGUUUGUGGAGCGUCGUCUGUACACUACGCAUGUUGCUCCCAUCAAGGUGACGCAGAAUGGCGUCGCGGGGAAGCCGAAGCGGGCGUGA
This is a messenger RNA of Penicillium lagena, 3024 nucleotides long. Its product is annotated as calcium-transporting ATPase. The record is from RefSeq and is a predicted model, not a curated record. The transcript has 5 exons. Gene Ontology annotation, molecular function: ATP binding; ATP hydrolysis activity; P-type calcium transporter activity. Gene Ontology annotation, biological process: calcium ion transmembrane transport; intracellular calcium ion homeostasis. Gene Ontology annotation, cellular component: membrane. Bases 1 to 3024 code for a protein of 1007 amino acids. Lineage: Eukaryota; Fungi; Ascomycota; Eurotiomycetes; Eurotiales; Aspergillaceae.